Molecule: messenger RNA, 560 nt
Organism: Zalophus californianus (California sea lion)
Lineage: Eukaryota; Metazoa; Chordata; Mammalia; Carnivora; Otariidae
Product: protein BEX1-like
Exons: 1
Coding region: 25-411 (128 amino acids)
Biological process (GO): signal transduction
Cellular component (GO): cytoplasm; nucleus
Molecular function (GO): signaling receptor binding
Source: RefSeq, a predicted model, not a curated record
ACGGCGAGGACGGGCCCAGCCGCAAUGGCGCCCAAAGAGGAACAAGCAGUAAAAAAUCUCAACGUGGAGAAUGCCAAACAGGAAAAUGAAAAAAAGGAUGAAAAGGAGCAAGUUGCUAAUAAAGGAGAGCCCUUGGCCCUCCCUUUGGAAGCUGGUGAGUAUUGUGUGCCGAGAGGAAAUCGUAGGCGGUUCCGUGUUAGGCAGCCCAUCCUGCAGUCCAGGUGGGACAUGAUUCAGAGGCUUGCAGAACCACAGGCAAGGAUGAGAGAGGAGAAUAUGGAAAGGAUUGGGGACGAGAUGAGACAGCUGACAGAAAAGCUGAGGGAAAUGCAGUUCAGUCGUAGUCUGCGGGCAGUUAGCACUGACCCUCCUCACCAUGACCAUCAUGAUGAGUUUUGCCUUAUGCCUUGAAUCUUGAUGUUUUCCCUGAAGUUAAUAGGAAGACACACCUGCUUCCUAAACUUAAUGUUCUCAACGUACAUUUGUUGUAAACCUUUUGGUGUUACAUGUCUCUUGUGGGUCUCCUAUAACCAGCUUCUAAUUGAAUGUUGUAUUUUGAC